Loa loa (African eye worm) is the source of this 2754-nucleotide messenger RNA. RefSeq lists its product as hypothetical. Gene Ontology annotation, cellular component: catalytic step 2 spliceosome. Bases 1 to 2754 code for a protein of 917 amino acids. The record is from RefSeq and is a predicted model, not a curated record. Lineage: Eukaryota; Metazoa; Nematoda; Chromadorea; Rhabditida; Onchocercidae. Gene Ontology annotation, biological process: negative regulation of RNA catabolic process; regulatory ncRNA-mediated post-transcriptional gene silencing. The transcript has 17 exons.
AUGGUGGAAUUCGACCCAUCUAACGCGAGAUCAUUCAUGAUGAUGGAUUUGAAAGGUGAUCGUUCUAAUAUACAUUAUGAAUCUUUAUACAAGGGCGACGUGGCACAGUACGAACUCCUAUUCAAAAAAGUUCUUGGUGGUAACGAACUUCUUGAAAGGUUUCGUUUUGGCACUUCUGAAAGGAAGGAUAACUUUCAAAGAUACUUCAGCGAUAAAGUCAGGAAGGCCUGGAAAGAAGAACCAGAACGAUUAUGGAGGAGAAAAGAACUAAAGCCUUGCACUGAUUACAUUGAGCUGUCUAAAUUUGCUCUGUCAGAAAAUGAUUUGAAAGAUGAGAGUGGAAAUUUGAGCCUGGAAAAGUGUAAAGCAGUUCAAGGUGGAAGAUCUUUGGCUGAGACAACACCGGAAGCAAAAAGUCGCAAGUAUAAUGCGGAAUUAGGAAAAGAUCGACAUAAUAUUGAAUUGUGGCUGAGAUUCUUGGCAGUUCAGGAUGAAGUGUUUUUGGCUCAGGACAGCCUGGAAGAUAAGAAGGCAAGGAAUGAGCGGCUUACGAAUCGUGAGCUCUUGGAGCGAAAAAUGAGCAUCUUGGACAAGGCUAUUUCUUUUAACUUCAACUGUGUGAAGCUCAAACUGGAACGGUUAAAAAUUGGAAUGCAAUUAUGGGAUGAGAAUGUUUUCAGUCGCGAAAUUAGAGAUGUGGAGUUCAAACAUGUCAAUGAUCCGGAAAUGUGGAAAGGCAUACUUGAUCUUUUAGAGAGUGACACGCGGCGGUUCAAUCUUGCUAAUCAGUGCAUGAAGAUGAAAGUAUGUUUGGAGAAACUUGAUGAAAUACGUACCGGUAAAUUAUUGUCACAUAAGGCACUGCCAAACACUGAACAAUUCAUGGCAUCAGUGGUCCUUCGCAAAAUACGUCUUUUAUUAAAAUGUGGACAUACUGAAAAGGCAAUUGGAAUGGCCCAAGCUAUUUGUGAAUUUAACCUAUGCGUUCCGGAAUCAUUCAAAAAUGCGAACUUGGAAGAUAAACGAAAAUUUUUCGAAGUUUUCUGGGACAGUGGAAUUGCACGUAUCGGAGAUGAAGGCGCAGAAGGAUGGGCUAAAUCGAUGGAACACAUAAAGGAAGGAGCGGUAAAAACAGAUCGGUCACUAUGCGAGGAGGAACAGUCAGAAUAUGACAAAACGGAGGCGGAAUUAUGUAACAGAAUUGGCUCAAAGGGCUUAAAAUUACCUUGUCAUCUGGUUUGGAUAGAAGUAGAACGUUUGCGCACGCAGUAUCAGUGGAGACCAAUUAGAGAUUUAAGCGCGACGUUCGAUGACAGAGAACGAGUUGUGAUGUUUCAAGAUAUUGAGGAUGUGUUGUAUAUGUUUAGUCCCCCUGUUACUUUCGAUCUUUUCUGCAGUAUUAUGGAAGAAUUUGGAGCAGUGAUAUAUGGUCGGGAUUCAACUUUAUCAACAAACAUUAUGCAUGAGUUUGCUAUUUUUCCUGAUCUUUCUCUGCGUUUGAGAAAUUUUGAUAAAUCGAUGAGUAGAUUUUUCGAACUGGCUUCCAGUUAUAUACAAGAAGAACGAGAUUUACUGCUAUCGUCACAGCUACUCACAUAUCUUAAUUUUCUUAAAAUGGAUGGUAAUUUGAACGAAAAAAUGCGUCUGAAGAAAUUUCGGGACGAAGCAAAAAAUAUAUGCAAUAGGAACAACAAUGUUAACAAUGCCUCACUGAUGGCAACAUUUGCAGAAAAGAUGUAUGAACUGGGGGAGAAAGGCGCAGCAAAAGCAUGUGCCAAUAAAUUCCUCAUAACGAAUAUGUGGAGCAAGGUUGAAAUGGUACGGGCAAUUUCGUUGUUUCGUAUGGCUAUUGUUUGUAUAUCGGCAACUGAUGACGAAAGCGAAAAGCAGCGUCUUAUCGCGAGUUUCAUAUGUGAAGGAAGGUCUAUCGCUAAUGUGACAACAGAUGCAGCAAAAAUUGAAAAGCAAGUUAACAUUCGUCUCCAUAAUCUUUUGACAGCUGAUUUCGUGAACGAAACAUGGGAAGGCUCUGCAGUUGAUCUCGCUGCGUCACUGUUUCUUCUUUUUGCAUAUUAUUAUGCUGAUAACAGUAAAAGAGUACAUAAUUUAAGGAAAUGUUAUACAACUCUGUCUGGCAUCAUGAAGAAUAAUUCACAGCGUAGAUUUACGAAAAAAUAUCUGGAACUAUUGAAAAUGCAUAUCACGAGUAAUCCAUGUGAGCCCCAACGCCUCCUUGUGGAAGCAUCUGUAAUGGCUUAUCAAAAAUUUCCAACAGAAAUAUCGUUUUUGAGGAUUUAUAUAGACUGUUGUGCUGUAGGAACACGUGUUAUACAUUUAAGAAGAUUCCUGGAAAAUGAUGUAGAAGAUUGGCAUGCGAAUUACUGUCUUGCUUUUGGUUCUGUGUAUCUUGAACUGCUCCGACACAGAAUACUACUAGAGACGAACGAUUUCCAGUCGCCUGAGUUGCAUCGUCUUAGAGCAGUUGUGAAGAAGUCAAGUGAGCGCAUCUGCCAUCGUGAUGAUGUUUUUUGGCGUCUAUUAUUGCUCAUCGAGAAUGAACGAAAAGAUAUCCUGCGUGCACGCGAGGUGUUCUACCUAGCGUAUGCUGAAUGUCCGUGGUCUAAGUCACUCAUCAUGGAUUACAAAGAUGUUAAUGCUGGUGAGCAUGAGAAAUUGCUAGAUGCGAUAGUAGAAAAGAAGUUGAGACUCCGGUGUGAGCAAGAAGAAAUUGCUAUAUUGCUGGACAUAAAAUGA